AUGGAAGGAAAUAUGUCACACGUCGCUAUUCCACUCUUUGAUGGUGAAAGCUAUGAUCUAUGGGCGGUAAGGAUGCAAACAUAUCUAGAGGGGCUAGAUCUAUGGGAAGUUGUGGAGGAAGAUGAUGUUCCCUUGUUUGAAAAUCCCACCGCGGCUCAAAUGAAAGCGCAUAAAGAAAAGAAAACGAGAAAGGCAAAGGCAAAAUCAUGCUUGUUCGCAGGUGUUUCACAAAUGAUUAUGAUCAGGAUCAUGACUCUAAAGUCUCCCAAAGAAAUAUGGGAAUACUUGAAAGCAGAAUAUGAAGGGAACGAGAAGAUUCGAGGCAUGAAAAUAAAAUUGUUGGGAAAGGAGUUUUCAGAUUCCAGACUCGUUGAGAAAAUUCUGGUGACGGUUCCGGAAAGAUAUGAGGCAUCUAUUGCUUCCUUAGAAAACACAAAAGAUUUGUCUAAAAUUACCUUUACAGAGAUGAUACAUGCCUUACAAGCACAAGAACAACGAAGAUUGAUGAGAGAAGAUCAUGAGGCGGUUGAAGGUAAUUUAAAUUACACGGAAGAUAAUGCUCUCAUAGUCAAGAAAAAUAGAAGGAGCAAAUACAACAACACCCAGGUUUUUCCAUCUUGUCCCCAUUGCAAGAGAAAAGGUCAUCAACCCAAUUGGUGUUGGUGGAGGCCAGAUGUCAAAUGUCACAAAUGCGGUCAAUUGGGAUAUGUGGAAAAGGUAUGCAAAUCUAAAGAUUCUCAAGAAGAUGUUCAAAUUGUGGAGAAUAAAUCAGAUGAGGAUAAAUCAGAGGAGGAUCUACUUUUUACAACAUCAUGUGUCACAACCAACCAAUCUUCAAAAGAUUGGAUUAUAGAUAGUGAUUGCACAAACCAUAUGACUCAUGAUAGAGAAAUUUUCAAGGAGCUGAAUAAAUCAAAUAUUUCCAAGAAUUUGUUAAGUGUUGCUCAAUUGUUAGACAAAGGUUAUAAGGUCUCCUUUGAAAAUAAAGUAUGUGUGAUAAAAAAUACUAACAACAUAGAGGUAUUCAAAGUCCACAUGAAAGACAAAAGAUUUGCGCUGGAUUUUAUGAAGGAGGAAUUUGAUAAAAAGAAAGUGAGCACGAAAGAAGGAUCAAAAUUAGAAGAUAAAUAUCAUUGA
Molecule: messenger RNA, 1137 nt
Organism: Vigna unguiculata (cowpea)
Lineage: Eukaryota; Viridiplantae; Streptophyta; Magnoliopsida; Fabales; Fabaceae
Source: RefSeq, a predicted model, not a curated record